AUGCCGGUGGAAAGACCGUCAGUCCGCAAUGAGAUCCAUGGCGUUGUUAUAAAAGGGGCCACAGAUCAGUUUAUCCGGGACAGCGCGAACGCAGUCCCGACUCCCAAAAAUUACGCGCCCGAGGGUCUAGGAAGGAUAAGAGAUGAAAAACAAAAGCAACUGCUAGAAAAGCAAGAGAAGGAGAAAGAAGAGAGGUACAAGAGAAUCCGCGAGGAGGAAGAACUUUUGAAAAAAAUCGCCGUUGAAAAGGCGAGACAAUUGGCAAAGUUGGAGAAAGAUGAGAUGAAAACACUCACGAGUGCUCUUCGAUUCGCCGAGGUUUUGAGAGAGCGGCAGACUCAGAUGGAGUUCGAUCGAACGGUGAAAGCGCGAGAGGAGAAAAAAAAGAAAGAAGAAGCUGAAAAAAGGAGAAAGGAGGCGGAAGAUUACAAACUGGAACUGGCAAAAAAGAAAAUUGAAAUGAAAGAGAAGGCCGAGAGAGAGAAUGAAGCUAUAAAACAAAGGUUCAAGGAAUAUCAGCAGAUGAGGAAAGAGGAGGACGAAAGACGCUUGGCAGAGGAGCUAGACGAAAUUCACUUGAUUCAAACAGAACUCAAACAAAAACAGGAGGAAGAAAAUGCUCGAGCCGCGGAGAGAAAGAAAGCACUGAUUGCCUGCUGCGACGAAAACCGAAAGAUGAUGGAGGACCGUAUAAAUAUGACAGAGGAGGACGAGAAUGCCAAGGAGGCGGCAGUCUUGGAACAAGCUCGCAAGAAGCAAGAACGCGCAAGAGAGUGGAGGCAGCUGGAAAUUAAGAAAGUGCAAGAUAAAGUAGCGAUAGCGGAGAGAAUGUAUGAAAUGGCAGCAACUGCGCAGACUUCACGGGACGAAUUCAACGAAGAGGAAGAGGAACGGAUUAGAACAGCGAAAUUAAUCAA
Bemisia tabaci is the source of this 917-nucleotide messenger RNA. Lineage: Eukaryota; Metazoa; Arthropoda; Insecta; Hemiptera; Aleyrodidae. The record is from RefSeq and is a predicted model, not a curated record.